Parastagonospora nodorum SN15 is the source of this 1122-nucleotide messenger RNA. RefSeq lists its product as hypothetical. Gene Ontology annotation, molecular function: Hsp70 protein binding. The transcript has 3 exons. Lineage: Eukaryota; Fungi; Ascomycota; Dothideomycetes; Pleosporales; Phaeosphaeriaceae. The record is from RefSeq and is a predicted model, not a curated record. Gene Ontology annotation, cellular component: endoplasmic reticulum membrane. Bases 1 to 1122 code for a protein of 373 amino acids. Gene Ontology annotation, biological process: cellular response to misfolded protein.
AUGGCGCAGUCAUCGACCAUGGAGGAUUAUUACAUGAUCCUUGGAGUGGAGCAAACUGCUGCACUCCGGCUAAUUAUUAGCUCUUACAGACGGCUGGCACUGGAGCUCCAUCCGGACAGGAACCCCAAGCACGACGCUACUGAAGCAUUUCAGAGGACAUUGAAGCUUGGACGAGCCUACGAGACAUUGAAGGACGAAAGCAAACGCAGAGCCUACAACCUUAUCUACCCAUCCAUAAUACGAAGACGGUCGUUUCCUCGAAACACACAAACACCGCAUCAGCCUCCUACUUCAGCAUCCCGAUCAGAAACACUAUGCGAAGCAGCGCAAAUCGUCGCGAUACAAAAGUCGAAACAAGAACGAAGUGCGCGAUGGCAUAUCAAGAGCAAUAGCUUCGGUUCGUCGAUCUUCGAGCUGCAGAGACUAAUCAGGCGGUUAGAGCAAGAGAUUAAAAAUUUGGACACUAUUUUAGCCGCUGAGGCGGCGGUAGAGGCACAGAAGAAUAGUUGGGGAGCAUGGUUGUUGUCACCCAUUUACAAGAAGGCAGAAGAUAGUGAGGAGGAGAAGGAACGCAAGGAUAGAGCUAGGCAGGAGAGAAGGAUUGAGAAAGAUAUGAAGAAGCGGCGACUAGAUUCGAAUAAGGCGGACUUGAAGACACAGGAAAUCCUGUUGAGAACAGCGAAGGAGGAGGUCGACGCCGCAAUUCGGAGCGAUGACGAGAAGAUACGGGUGAUUCAGGCUAGGAUACGUGCCAGAGAAGAUCAUGAGAGGCGAGAGAGAGAGAAACGUGAGAGAGAGAGGCGAGAGAAGGAGAUGCAAGAGAGGGAGAGGCAAGAAAGGGAGAGAACAGCAAAGAUUUGGAAACAGCAGCAGGAGCAGUGGCUGAAGCGGGAGCAGGAAGCGAAAGAAGCUUCAAGAAAACAGCAGGAGAAGCGAGCGGUAGAACAAAAACGAAAGGAAACCAGAAAAUUCCGGGAGCAACAUGCACAUCCAAAUCUAUCAGGGGGAAGCACUGGCCAGGCUUAUACACCAGCUUGUCACCACGACGGCUGGUGGCCUAAACUGUAUGAUGAAGGCGUGCCCGAGAUGUCAAGCUGCGAUACGGCCGAUAGUACCACGUAA